AUGAAGAGCGCCAUCUACGCCUCCGCCCUCCUCUCCACCCUCGCUGCCGCCAAGCCGCAAUGGGGCGGUCCUCAUGGCAAUGGCAAUGGCAAUGGCAAUGGCAAUGGCGCUAGCUGGGGCAAUGGCGGCCCAUGGGCGGCCUUCCCCAGCUGCGUCUCAUCCUGCCGCAACAACAACAUCGACUGGAGCAACUCCACCGGCCUCUGCAGCAACCAGUCCGCCAUCAACCAGCUCAAUGGCUGCAUCGAUUCCUCCUCCUGCAACAACAACGACAAGAACAGCGUCCGCCAGACCAUCGCACAGCUCUGUGUCAACGCGGGAACUACCAUCACGCAAGCACCAUACAAUACUAUCUCGGUUACCAGUGGUGAGUCCCCAGCACAGACCGGGGGAGUAGGAGGCUGGGCAGUAGGAGGAUCACAGUGGAGUGCAUGGGCAAGCGCGAAUGGUGUAACAGGAUAUCCGACCGCUGCAUCGCAAUGGUCCAGCUGGGCAUCUAUCAACGGCUUGCCUACUGCAACAGGCGAUUGGGCGUCGUGGGCUUCCUCUCGCGCCUGGGCUGCUGUCGGUUCCGGUCCCUAUCCAACAUCAGGCUGGAGCAGCGCGGGCAGCGCCUUCUCCUCUUGGACUUCCGCAAACACCAUCACCGCUUGGCCCUCUGCGCCUUCCGACUGGAGCUCCUUCACCUCUGCCCAUCCGCUCCCCUCCGGCCUCUCUCCCUUUGCGAGCUGGUGUAGUGCUAACGGCUUCCCAGGUGGCUCUGCCUGGCCUACCCAAUGGACCACCAACUCCGCCUGGGCUUCUGCUGUCUCGGCAUGGGACGAUGGCAAUGGCAAUGGCAACGGCGGUGCGGAUGGCUGGCACGGCGGCUCUUUCGGUCCUUUCGGUCAAGGCGGCCCGGGUGAUGGUUGGGGACCAGGUCCCUGGGCCAGCUCGGGCGCCUGGACGAGCGGACCUUGGACUUCGUGGUGGGGAACUGAUGCUUGCCCUGCGAGCACUUGGUCUGGUGAGUUUAAUCUCCUGCCCAAUCGCAUCGGCCUGGGGUUACUGAUAUAGACUCUUAGGCUGGACAAACGGCCCAUGGGGAACCAGCGCUCCGUGGACAACGUGGUCUGGGUGCACUGCCACCACGACUGCUUCCAACGUCUACACGACCACCUACACCACCAGCGGUGUCCAGACCACCUCCGUCGCCACCAGCUUCGGCAUCCGUGUCGCUGAGGCUACCGAGUCCAGUAGCAGCAGCAGCAGCAACAACGGCGGCACCUCCACUUCCGGCUCCGGCGCUGCCCCAACCAACUUCGCUGCUGUUGCCGGAUCCGCUGCCGGUGUCGUCGGUGUUCUCGCUGGUGCCAUUCUCUUGUAG
This is a messenger RNA of Lecanosticta acicola, 1366 nucleotides long. NCBI's taxonomy places the organism in Eukaryota, Fungi, Ascomycota, Dothideomycetes, Mycosphaerellales, Mycosphaerellaceae. The record is from the annotation of a GenBank genome assembly.